AUGAAAAAGAAAAAACCGAAGAUCACAAAAAUACAACCGUUUGAGGUUUACGAACGUAUAACUGGCCUAAACAAUGACUUCCGAGGUCUAGCCGACGGGUCAAGUCAGUGUUUCCAUCCUCCCAGACAAGUUUGGUACCAAUUUAUCCGGACCCGGAGGGACGAAGGCUUGGUCAAAAGGAUGACUACGGAGGCUGAGGCUGAAAUGACCACGCGGAAGAAACGUGCACUAGCAGAUCGUGAGAAGAAGACGAAAGUGGUUGAAACAAAAACAGAGAACGAGAAUAAAUCUGAUAGAGAUAUCAAGCACGCACGAAAGAAGCGGGUUGCAGAUGAGUACGACUAUGAUUCAUCGGAUGAAGAGGAUCUCCGCAAUACAAUCGGGAAUAUCCCUGUCCAGUGGUACGACGAUGAAUCCCAUAUCGGUUAUGAUCAAAAGGGUGAGAAAAUUGCCAAGCCGAAGAAGAAAACCGAAAUUGAUACAUUCUUGGAGAAAAUGGAGGAUCCAGACUACUGGAGGAAAGUUUUCGAUCGUCAGUCUGGAACUGAUGUUGUGCUUACCGAUGAGCAGGUUGAGAAAUUGAGCAACAUAGCUUCUGGGAAGUAUCCAGUAGUGGGGUACAACCCAUAUGAGCCGUUCUUGGACAUAUUUUCAUCGCAGAAAUCUAUUCAUCCCAUCGAUAACAGACCAGAGCCAAAAGCCCGAUUCAUCCCUUCAAAGGACGAGAUGAAAAUUGUCAGUCGAAUGGUGCAUGCUAUCAAAAUGGGAUGGGCUAGAAAACCCAAGCCAAAAGAAGAGCAAAAAAUGUACGAUUUAUGGGCCGCUGAGGAUUCUUUGGAUCACAAAACGAAGUCCGAGUUAGCUAGAAUGCGAAUGCAUAUGCCUGCACCAAAGAUGCCUCUUCCCAUCCAUGCUGAAUCUUACAAUCCACCUGCAGAAUAUCUUUUCGAUGAGGGAGAAAGAAAGAAGUGGGAAGAAUCUGAACCCGAGGACCGACGGAUUUCAUUCAUUCCUCGGAAGUACGAUGCACUGAGAAAGGUGCCUCAAUAUGAUAAGUUUAUCACUGAACGAUUUGAACGUUGCCUUGACCUUUACCUCGCCCCUAGAAAAAUUAAAAUGAAGCUCCAAGUAGAUCCAUCGGAGUUGCUUCCAGACUUACCAAAUCCUAAUGAUCUCAGACCGUUCCCUACUACUUUAGCCUUCUAUAUGCGUGGGCAUGUUGGUCAAGUGCGAUCAAUAAGUGUAGAACCUGAUCUUGGUGAGUUACUCGUUUCUGGUGGAGAAGAUGGUACAGUUCGUUUCUGGAUGAUGGGAUCUGGACGAUGUAUAAAGACGUAUAAAGUGGCUGGACCGGUAACAUCCGUCGCUUUCUGCCCAGUUAAUAGCAAAUCAUUGGUUGCAGUUGCAUACGAGGGUAGACAGGUCGCCGUCUUCAAUACGAAUUGCGGGGACAAGUUGAUAUGUUCACAAACUGAUGAAUUCAUUCGUGAGGUUCCUGUAGAAGAAUCCGAAGGCAACAUCAAUUGGAGACGUGUGAAAGAUAGGAUAGUUCUAGAAAUGCCAAAUGAAGUUCGCAAAGUCGUCUGGCACAACAAAGGUGAUUAUUUCGCAUCUGUUGCUGUUGAUGAUAUUGCUACGUCUGUUUAUAUUCAUCAACUGAGUAGAGCCAGAUCGCAGUGUCCAUUUACUAAGCGGAAAGGAUAUGUACAAACUGUCGUUUUUCAUCCAACGCUUCCUAGAUUGUUUGUGGCCACGAAAAUUCAUGUCAGAGUUUACGAUUUGGGUCGUUGUCAGUUAGUCAAGAAGUGCAUCACCGGUAUCAAACACAUUAGUGUUAUUUUCCCGGAUGUUCAAGGAGAGAAUUUAUUUGUUGGGGGAUUGGACCGCAAGUUCGCUUGGCUGGAUUUACAACUGUCAAACAAACCAUGGAAAACCUUCAAACAUCAUAAAUCAGCUAUUAGAGGUGUUGCUUAUCACAAAAGAUAUCCACUGCUCGCAACAGUUUCGGAUGAUGGCACCGCGAUGGUGUAUUAUGCAAGGAUUCACGUGGAUCUGUUAAAAGACAACGAAAUUUAUCCAGUGAAAAGGCUGAGGGGUCACACGACGGUUAAUGGGCUCUGUAUGCUAGACACAGUGUGGCACCCAACACAGCCGUGGCUCAUUACGGCCGGUGCUGAUGGAACUAUAGCUUUGUUCAGUUACUAG
Necator americanus (New World hookworm) is the source of this 2205-nucleotide messenger RNA. RefSeq lists its product as uncharacterized. Lineage: Eukaryota; Metazoa; Nematoda; Chromadorea; Rhabditida; Ancylostomatidae. Gene Ontology annotation, biological process: maturation of LSU-rRNA from tricistronic rRNA transcript (SSU-rRNA, 5.8S rRNA, LSU-rRNA); ribosome biogenesis. Gene Ontology annotation, molecular function: ribonucleoprotein complex binding; protein binding. Gene Ontology annotation, cellular component: preribosome, large subunit precursor; PeBoW complex. Bases 1 to 2205 code for a protein of 734 amino acids. The transcript is spliced from 22 exons. The record is from RefSeq and is a predicted model, not a curated record.